AUGGCCUGCGAGUUCUACCGAGAUUUUUUGCUCGCGCCUGGCAGUCCGUCCGCGUACAGGUCCGGCCAUCCGGGUGCUCAAGAAGAAGCAGGCGCCACUGUGACCAGGCCCUGUCGUGCGCGCGUCCGCAGGGAGAAGCUGCUGUUUGAUCCCCGACUCCCCGUCCAAGACGGUCAGCAUCGCGUUCGUCAUCGAUCAGGCCGUGCUAGUCACCUUCCUGAGCUCGUGGUGGUCCUAGGAGAGGAUCAGGACGCGUACAGCGCCGGCGGCAGGGUGCACGUGCACCAGCCCAGCCACAAGGGGCGGCGGAAGUGGGGCGACAAGACGCACGGCGGGAGGGCGCUGGGCGAGAUGUACCUGCUCAGCACCUGCGACGUAGUCGUCACCACCGGCUUCUCCACCUUCGGCUACGUGGCGCAUUGGCUCGGCGGGGUACGACCCUGGAUCAUGCCCGCCACGUCCAUGGAUGGGGGACGCAGUGCUUCAUAG
This is a messenger RNA of Lolium perenne, 489 nucleotides long. NCBI's taxonomy places the organism in Eukaryota, Viridiplantae, Streptophyta, Magnoliopsida, Poales, Poaceae. The record is from RefSeq and is a predicted model, not a curated record.